Molecule: messenger RNA, 1617 nt
Organism: Cloeon dipterum
Lineage: Eukaryota; Metazoa; Arthropoda; Insecta; Ephemeroptera; Baetidae
Product: putative ankyrin repeat protein RF_0381
Exons: 1
Coding region: 85-1617 (510 amino acids)
Molecular function (GO): protein binding
Source: RefSeq, a predicted model, not a curated record
AGAAAAAAGCCCAAGUUUUAAAAUGUGGAAAAUGGCAAUGAAAGAAGUCUUUUACAAAGUUUAGCAAAAAAAGGAUAAUUAGAAAUGUGUCAAUGGCUUGUUGACGAAGCAGUGGUUGACGUCAACAUUUUACGACCAAGUGGAGAACCAACUGAUUGGUCAAUGGAUAAUAAUUUCGACAUGGACCAUUUCUUAAUUCUGCAGAAGAGUGACAUUAACAUGGCAGAUGAAAGAGGAAAAACUGCUCUUCACUGCGCUGCGGAACAUGGAUAUCUUGAGCGUGUUGAAGAGUUGAUCCAAUCUGGCGCAAAUAUUCGAGCUGUAGACGAAAAUGGAUGGAAUGCAUUUCAUUUUGCUUGCAAAAGUGAAAGUGAACAUCAUGAAAAAGUGAUUCGAUUGUUGCACAGCACGGAUAGUCAGCUGGCCAAGGAUAAAACCAAAAGCGGGCAAACAGGGCUGCAUAUUCUUCUGCAAGUCAGCAAUUUCUCUGUUGAGAAAGCGCGUUUCCUGGUCGAAGAUAUUGGAGUUGACGUACGAGCAGAAGACAAUAAAGGCCGCACCGUGUUGCGUAUUGCACAUUGCAAAGGAAGAAAGGUUGACUAUUUGAUGAGAAAAGAUAUCAACCUGGAAGUCAAAAACAAACGAGGGCUAACGUGCCUUCAUCUAGCCGCGUUAAUGGGCGAUUUAGAGGCCUUACAAACUUGGAUAGAUCUUGGUGGAGACUUGAAUGUGGUAGACAAUGAAAGAUUGACUGCGUUACAUAUUGCCGCUAAAAGAGGUCAUUUGCAAUUUGUGAAAAUGCUUUUAGCCUAUCAGGCCGAGGUAGCAAGAAAUCCAGACAUUGGUGAGGGAUCUGUUGGAUCAGCACUGAAAGAGGACGUGAGAGUGAACACAUGUGACAAUCGAGGAAGGACACCUCUGCACCUUGCUGCUGAAUCAGGAAAUGUUGAUUUGGUAAAAUUAUUAAUUGAAAAUGACGCAGAUUUAACUCUAACAAACAUCCAAGGAAAAAAUGCAUUACACUUUGCUAUCAAGGACGAAAAAGUUUUACGACUCAUGAACGAGAAGAACGGAUCUCUUGUGAAACAGCGAUUAAAAGACGGAAACACAUCUCUGCACCUGGCAUUGGAAUCCAAUAAUGUAGGGGACGAUGGCAUCAUACGCUGGAUUUUAGAGCAAGGCAACAUCGAUUUGAAUGCGAAAAAUGAUUUUGGCGAUACACCACUUAUACUGGCUUGCAAACGUAUGAAAUGGAGUGUCUCCGAAAUGCUGCUGACCAGAAAUGUUGAGGUCAAUGUCUCGAACAAGAAGGGAAAAACCGCAAUGCACUACGCCGCAAAAAAAGGAAACUUGUCUUUAGUGAAGCUGAUGCAAGGAAAAGGUGCGGAUUUUACUCUAACAGACAACAAAGGAUUGAACACCUUGCACAGAGCAAUGGUUAACUUCGAGAUAUUUUUAUUUCUUCACUAUUUGGCCAUAAGGUCUUGCUGCUGCAUUGAAUUAAUAAAUUGGCUAGUUGAACAAUGUCAAGUUGACUUAAAUUUGGCAAAUAGUGAGGGUGAGACACCCCUUCUACUGGCUUGCAAGAUGAGAGGCUGCCCAGAAUUCACGUCCUGA